CGUUAAAACAGGUGCCCAACUCGGAGGGACCUUCCGAGACCCAAUUUGGCCGGGUGCCUCGCGCUCGGAAGGUGGAACGAUUCUCAUCCGUGGGCCAGCCAUUUUAACUUAUUCAUAUGCCUUAUAUGCAUGAGAGCACAUAGGCGACAAUAAAUUGUUCCUUGUACUGCCUUCGCCAAAUAUACUUUGACUUUCACUCUUGCUCCGCAACCUCCCCUGUAACUAGGCGCGUUGUCACAACAUCAGACUCGUUAUUCUGGUGUCUGAUUUUUGGCCAUUCUCGAUAUAUAAAUGGAGAAAAAGGAAAAAUAUUCCGGUGCAUUGUAUUUGUUGAUCGAGAGGGUAGAAGGUCUGUGUCUCCGAAAAGUUACCGGGUAUGUGCUCUGUAUAUAGAUUUGGCUGGCACAGAGACCAGGCUCGUAGGUGUUAUAUUGUUCGUAGAUAGCUAAUUGGAGCUUGAGAGCUCCUGGAGGUCUGUAUAAUGGUGGAACUGGGACCGUGGGAGUUACAUUAGAAUAUCACAGAAACAACACCCAGUAUCACCGAACCCGCCAGGGCGGCAGCGAAUUGGAAGCCGCGCUGGCCUCUCGCUUAACUAUGUCCAAAGUGCGCAUUUAUCGACCCCCUUACUUCCCAGCCGCGAACGCCUCUCAGCUUGACAUGACGCGAAGGGGAAUGCGACGAGGGGAUUGCUCCUAUAGGGGAGGUGACCGUCCAUUGGGAUGGGUUGAUCCUCUGUUGGGAUGGGGCUUAGGUCACACGUCACCCGGUGGCCGUGGUAUUGGUACGGGUGGGAAGGGGUCGGGCCCUUUCCAUCCCCCUUCGUGGUGGUGGCGGAAUGCUUGGGAUACGCUCUGCGUGACAGGUGGGAGGCAGUCUGCGGGCGCUGUGUGGCGUUUCGUGUCUUUAUUUUAUUGCUUUGGGGAGAGAGAGGACGGCGAGGUGCUGAGGCGGAGUUGGGAUGGAGGCAGGGCAGUCGGCGUGAUGGUGGUCCGACUGAGACUGAUGGAUGGAUGGACCGAGUCGGGUCGAUGAGAAGGAUCGGACGUCCUCUGCACAGCAGUGGGGGCUGUAUUGGUGGUUGUCACGAGGCGGCGCGUCCUAGCGCUGCGACAGUGGCGUUUAGGGUGCGUAGGAUGUUCUGGAUGAGACUCUAUGGAUCUGCCGAGAGGCGAAGAGCUCGACGCUAGCAGGUUGAAGAUUGUUUCCUGGUUGCGAUGCUGCAGUGCGGUUGGAGAGCUACAGGUGCUUUUGCUUUCUUCCGGUGUCUGUAUUCCCAGGCGGGGGAUGGUGCAGUGCACGGCGCAUAUGUCACGGCGGGUCGCCAAGAUAGGUGCUAUGUGACGUGUCUCUGACAGUGGGAGGAUGGGAGGGGACGUUAUUGGAUCUGAUUGAUGGGAAGAGUGGUAGAUUGGACGAGGUGAGGAAGUUUGUGUGUGAGUGUAUUUUAUGAUCGGACUGAAGUCGCUACUUGUAGCCAAUGACGGCCUUGGGUUUUGCUGCCAGGUUUCAUGGGAUGAGAUGAAGUGAGGCCUAGCUGGAUAUCUCACCGUCUUUCGGAGCUGGAACUAUGGUAUAUUGCCUGCUGUCGGAUAAGACAAAAGGUGACAAUUGGUUUGCCCCUUCACUCGUUGGAGUCUCCCCCAAGGUCCGUCGUUUUCAGCUGAAUAUAUAAAGGGCGCCAUGUCGGGGCUUUUUACAUCAGAACCAAUCCUAUAGUGUUCUAUUUGUUUAUCGAGCUGAAUUAAUAUCCUUACUUCCAUACAUUUCAACAUGCUGUCUACGGUCCAGGAGAUCAUAGGCCUCACGGCGGCCCAACUCUAUAUCGUUAUCCUUGUUUUUAUAACCGUUUGUUAUGCUGUUAGCUGCCUAAUCUCAUAUUUCCGUCCGCACCUGCGUCAACUCCCCGGCCCGCUCUUGGCCCGCUUCACAUGCCUGUACAAGGUGUAUAUAAGCUUGAAGGGGGACUCGCAUAUCGAGUACCAGAAACUCCACAGAAAGUAUGGACCUAUCAUCCGAACUGGACCCAAUUCUGUCUCCAUCGGAGAUGCGGCGAUGAUCCCAGAGGUCUACCUUCAAGGGAGUUUGUAUCAGAAGUCAAGUUAUAUUACUGGCUUCACGUUCACAAUCGAUGGACAGUCGAUGGAGAACAUAUUUACAAGCCGUGAUGCCGCCCAACACAAGAUUAUGAGGUCGUCAGUCGCAUCCAAAUACUCGUUGUCGUCCAUGCUUCAGCUAGAGCCGCUGUUUGAUAAAUGUAUUCCACUUUUUGUUGUCUACAUGGACAAACGCGCAGGGACUGCAGUUGACUUUGGAGAAUGGUUGAGUUGGUUUUCGUUUGACUUGACUGGUCUCCUUUCAUUCCAAGAGAUGUUCGGUUUCAUGGACCAAGCUCGGGAUAUCAACGGCGCGAUCGGGGCGGGAUGGGCUACCAUAACCUAUGGAGCUGUAGUUGGCCAGUUCCCCGCAGCCCAUAAAUAUCUAUUUGGCAAUCCAACCCUCGUCAGAAUUAUCGAUAGUAUCUGGGAGAAGAAUCCGAUUAACAUGAUUCAACAGACUGCAUAUGCUGCAAUGAAGAAGUACGACCUUGAAAAGCCGACGAACAUGCGCGGCGACCUCCUUGAAUACUUACGUCAGAAGCAACUCAAGGACAGCACGAUCAUGGACGAAAGAGAAAUUAUGAACAAUAUUCUCAUCUUCUUUAUCGGGGCUGUUGAUGCCAAUUCCACCGCCCUCCGCGCCAUCUUCUACUACCUUGUCAAGAACCCGUGCACUUACGCAGCGCUCGUAAAGGAGCUGCAGGAUGCGGAUGCGAAGGGCCUCCUAUCUGACGUCUUGUCAUUUCAAGAAGGGCAGAAACUCCCUUACCUACAAGCCUGUAUUAAAGAAGCGAUGCGGAUGCACCCCACUGUCGGGAGCCCAUUUGAUCGAGUCGUGCCUAAGGGCGGCGCCGUUCUUAACGGCCAGUUCAUUCCUGAAGGCACGGAUAUUGGAAUUACCGGCUGGGUUACACAGCGCGAUAAGACCGUGUUUGGAGAGGACGCCGACUUCUUUCGCCCAGAGCGAUGGAUUGAGGUCGAUGAGAUGCAGGUGAGAAGAAUGGACAAGAACAUGCUUGCCUUCGGGUUGGGAAACAGAAGUUGCAUAGGUAAACAUGUUGCGAUGAUGGCUCUCACGAAGACGGUCGGACAGAUUGUGCGCAAAUUCGACAUGGAAUGGGCUUCGGAGAAAGAUGAGUGGGAUACGACGUGCCGGAUGCAGGUGCGACAGACGGGAGUGGUUAUGCGGUUGACGCGAAGGGAAGUUGAGAAGGAGGGAUAAAUGGAAUGUAGCAAUAUGGAAUCGUCAUCUAUUCACAAUCGUAUGUUUACUUGUUCUU
Molecule: messenger RNA, 3379 nt
Organism: Pseudogymnoascus destructans
Lineage: Eukaryota; Fungi; Ascomycota; Leotiomycetes; Thelebolales; Thelebolaceae
Exons: 8
Coding region: 1774-3321 (515 amino acids)
Molecular function (GO): heme binding; monooxygenase activity; oxidoreductase activity, acting on paired donors, with incorporation or reduction of molecular oxygen
Source: RefSeq, a predicted model, not a curated record